CUCUACUAGGUCCACCACUCAUGCCACGCACAGCUAGGAGCGCACAGACUCGUAGCAUUGCCUGCGUUGCGGUUUACUAGGUUCUCCUUGCGGACAGAGCCAGAAGCUGCGAGAAGACCCAAACUGCUGCUGCUGCCACUGUAAAAGAGAGAAACAGUAUAGGUUGUUGCCUUAAUCACAAGCUUUUGCUUGGAUCUAUAGAGAUACAGUACUCUCUUAGCUUAGGGGCGAGUAUUCAGUUGGUGGGUGGAUCGAUCGGGCUGCAUGCGUGAAUGCAUGUGCUUGGGAAUCCACGAGACCCUAUUUUAUUCCGGGCACACUGAUUGCCGCAGGCAGGAUCUAGCUACCUACUAUCUCCCUUCACCGUCUGUAGUGCUGGUAUAAGGAGCAGCACCUGCCCAUUGGUCAUAUAGACUCUCCUGCUCGAGGACGAUCGAGGCGUCUUCUUCCUCAAUUGAUUUCUUAUUCGGUUUAUCAGCCAAAUUAGUUACUCAUUAUCUCCCUCCGAACUUUGAGUCACAUACCACUACCAGAGCUCACAAUUCUUCAGCUUGAUCACCAUGGGAGAGGAAGUUAAGAAGGUGGAGGCGGCGGCAAAGGUGGAGGACCAGAAGAAGGAAGAAGCACCAGCGGCUGUUCCGGAAGCAGAGAAAAAGGACGAGGCAGCUGAAGCAGAAGGCGAGGACAAGAAGAAAGAGGAGGCAGCAGCCAAGGAGCCGCCCCAGCUACCUCACCCUUGCAUCCUCGGCAUCAACUUGCAUUGCACCGGUUGUGCCAACAAGAUCAAGAGAUGCAUCCUGAGAUGCAAAGGAGUGGAAGGCGUGGAGGUGGACAUGGCACAGAACCAGGUGACAGUGAAGGGCAUCGUGGAUCCGCAGGGCAUCUGCGAGCGCCUCCGCAAGAGGACCAUGCGCAACGCCACCGUCAUCUCCCCGCCGCCGCCGCCGCCUCCAACAGAUGCCGAUGCAGCCGCCAACCCUAAGGAGGAACCAGUCGUCGUCCAUUCGCAGGUGAGCGAGGUCACGACGAUGGAGCUCCACGUGAACAUGCACUGCGAGGCCUGCGCGCAGCAACUGCAGAAGAAGAUCCUCAAGAUGAGAGGCGUGCAGAGCGCAGAUGCUAACUCCGGUGACGGCAAGCUCACUGUCACCGGCACCAUGUCAGCUGACAAGCUCGUCCAGUACAUCCACCGCCGCACCGGCAAGCUAGCCACCGUCGUGCCCCCGCCACCGCCUCCCGAGGCCCCAAAGGAGGAGGAGCCCAAGAAGGAGGACGGCGAGAAGAAGCCCGAGGAACCGCCUGCAGACGGUGCCAACAAGGAGGAUCAGGAGAAACCGCCUACGGAAGACGCCACCGAGAAGAAAGACGCCGAGGGACAAAAGAAAGAAGAGGAGGCCGCCAAGUCGGAGGAUGGCACUGAAAAGAAGGAAGGGGGCGGUGACGAGGAGAAGGGCAAGCCUGACCUGCUGGCCGUGGACGGGUUUCCGCCGGAGGAGAUGAUGAAGCGGAUGAUGUACUGGCCAUACCCUCAAAAAAACUACUACAACCCUCAGGUGGACGAGGAGGCUAUGAUGGCGAGAAGGAUGACCGUGGUGCACCCCUACGCCAUGCCCAUGAUGCAGUGGACGCCUCCACCUCCUCCCCCGCCUCCACCAGCGCCCGUGGCUCCUCCGAUGAUGUACCAGUACUACAACUAUGGCAUGGUGCAGCCACCACCUCCGGCACCGCAGUACUUCAGCGACGAGAACCCCAACGCGUGUGUCAUCUCGUAGCUCCAUGGAUGACAAUGGAAGUAAUGAUUAACGAUGGUGGCACGGCAUGCAUAUCGCUUGUAUACUAGUAUAAUUAGCUACUAGCUUGAAUGGAGGCCAGCCCUGGCUUACGGUCCAAAUAUUCUUCUUCCCAUGAUAUAUAUGUAGUAUAUGGUAUCAAUAUAUGCGGUCGCGACAAUAAACGAUCACAAACCAAUCUAUGUAUGGCAUGUAGCAUGUUGCACAGAUAAAUUAAUUAAUAAACUGGAAGUUUUUUUU
Panicum hallii is the source of this 2030-nucleotide messenger RNA. Its product is annotated as heavy metal-associated isoprenylated plant protein 9-like. Gene Ontology annotation, molecular function: metal ion binding. The transcript is spliced from 3 exons. The record is from RefSeq and is a predicted model, not a curated record. The coding region runs from base 561 to 1772 and encodes 403 amino acids. NCBI's taxonomy places the organism in Eukaryota, Viridiplantae, Streptophyta, Magnoliopsida, Poales, Poaceae.